Messenger RNA from Trichomonas vaginalis G3, 3141 nucleotides. RefSeq lists its product as uncharacterized. The coding region runs from base 1 to 3141 and encodes 1046 amino acids. Lineage: Eukaryota; Parabasalia; Trichomonadida; Trichomonadidae. The record is from RefSeq and is a predicted model, not a curated record. The transcript has a single exon.
AUGAUAUCCUUCUUUUUCCACAGUGUUUGGUCCUCCGGAUAUCUUGAGGAUCCAGAUCAUAUUACUAUAUUUCACUCGAUUUAUAAGGAUAAUGAUCAUCAACGAAUUCUUCCUUAUAUUCCCCAAAUAUCAGACAGUUUUUUUCAUGAAAUAACUACCAAAAAUCCAAAAUUAGCUGAUAUAGAUUUCAUAUAUGUGGAUUUGCCUGAUUUUUGCAACAUCUCCGUCGUUCCAAGUUUUCAAAAUACAGAAAAUUUAAUAUUUAACAGCAGUUUAUAUAUUCGAUUUGAACCAUCAAUACUUCAAAACAUCGAAGUUGAUCAAUAUUUGACUAAUAACUACACAAUAAAACUACAAAACUUGAAUUCCCAUGAAAAAAUUGAUAUUAUCCGAAUGUACACCUACUCAGAAGACAUAUAUCUUUCAAAAGUGGAAAAUAUUGAAUUGAAUGCCAAUCAAUCGUUCAUUUUAUCAUUUUCCAUUUUAUCCACCAAAAAAGGCUAUCAAUCAGCCAUAAUUUUUAUUGAAACAAACUUUGUAACUAUACCAUACUAUAUAAGUUACCAUGUCAAUGAAUUUUGCCCAAUAAAACUAAAAUCAAGACAUAUCUAUCAAUAUUAUGGCCGUCCUAAGCAAAUAGAUAUAAAAAUUAUUCCAUUUAUUAGUCAAGCAUUAAUAUACGAUUCCUCAGUUUUCUCAACAGAGUCAUCAAGUCUAUUAAUUUCUUUUAUUCAAUUAACACCAAGAAAUUUGCAAGUUGGAACAUAUCUAACAUUUGUUUACAUCAUAGAAGAUGUUCAUCAAUACAUAAUUCCCAUUUAUUUGCAUAUUCUUCCGUUUGAAAUUCAUUCAUUACACGAAACAAUUGAAUACACUAUUUCGGGAGAUGAUUUCAGCAAUAAACUGCCAAUAGUUCUUGUAAAUCCAACAGAUUCUUUAGGAACAAUUGAGAAAAUUGAUAUUCAAGGAAUAGCAAACAGAUUUAACAUAGAUGUAAUACCACAAAUGAUGACAAUUGAUCCAAAACAGAAUACACAAGUAGGAGUUCUUGAAAUUAACCUUUAUAAACUUGAUAAACAAAAAGGAACAAUUUUGAUCGAUAUUUUUUCAAAAGGAAAGAUGUUUCAUGUCAAAAUACCGUUUAAAAUAGCAUUGUCUACAGGGAAUUUCGUUGUUUCUUAUAAAUAUAACAAGUUUGAAUACGGAUAUCAAACAAUUGUAGUUAAAAACACUUUAAACGAACCAUUAACCGUCCUAGGAGUUUCCAUAGACUCUCAUUCAUAUGAUGUGCAUGAAUUUAAGCCGCAAAUCGUAAAACCAGGGAAAUUUUUGAAAGAAUUCUUUUUAAGUCCAAGGUUUGACCACUUAAUAUCCAAGACCACGCCUGUAACAGUAUUUAUACAUACGAACCACUCAACAAAUAACAUUUCUUUUGGAUUUUCCCUGGAAAAUGAUUUGAAAAUUGACAUUGAAGGCACAGCAAUCACAAAAAACAAUGACUAUUAUUAUCUUGGAACAGCAUUCAGCAAUACUUGUAAGAAUUUAACGAUAAAAAUUGUUAAUAACAGAUUAAUUUCGACAAGAUUGCUUUCUAUUGAAGGCCCUGAAGAAGCAAUCCUUGAAGUAGCAAGUGAUAAAUUUAAAUAUGAGAUUCCAAUGAGAUCUACCUCUUAUAUUCCAAUAACUUUCACAUUUCUGAAUAAUUCUGAGUCAACAGACUUAGUUACUAGCGAUAUUACUGUUCGUGUUGAAGGUUUAGAAGUAGUUAUACCUAUUUCAUGGAAUAUUGUCCUAGGAAAUUACGAAAUUGAUUUUAAUUCUGAACAUGAAAUUUUAUUUGGCUCAACUUUGCAUGGUUCAUUCAAAAUGAUAUACUAUUAUAGCAAAGUUAUGCGAGUAUUAUAUGGAAAUGCAGAUAUUUUUGGUGAAAAUCAAGUAAUUCUUUCAUUUAUUAUGAAACCCUUCACUCAAAAGGUAUUUUAUCAGUUUAAUAAGACUAUAUGUACGCAUACAGAAGAAGUCCGACCAUUCUUUGACCUUUUAGAUAGAGUUUCAACGGUAAUAAAGUCAAAUAUUUGGCUAAACAGCAAUUUAAGCAAUCCUAUGGUCCAUAUUAACUUGAUUCUGACUUUGUCUGAUGGAUUCUUUAUCAAACGAACCUUCAAAAGGCAGAUUUUUUAUUAUUCAUAUGAAUCUUUCACAAAAGACUUUGGAAUUGUUCAUAUUGGCAACAAAUUGAUCAAGUCUUAUUCAAUUACUAAUUAUUUCAAUGUUCCUGUUAUGUUUAUCUUCGACAAACCGAAGAAAUCAAAAUAUUAUAACAUUUGGUGCAUUGAUAAAGUAAUUUUGCAGCCUUCCCAACAGACAAAAGUCGAUAUAUGCUUUGAAUUACACGGCCAAGCCUCUGUUUCCCCAGAAAUUAUGGUAAUUUCAAAUGUAAGCUAUCCUUUCUAUUAUAAGUUUACAAUGAACAUUGUUCCUCCAUCACUGAUGUUUACUAAUACCAAGAAAGAGCAUGUAACAUCAAUAGAAUUCAAAAAUGGACUUGAUAAACUAUUUUCCUCUCAAAAAUGGUCAAAAUGCAUUAUAAUUGAUAACAUAGGAAACGAACAAAUAAACCAAAUCAACAUGAAACUCACAGAACAGUCAUUUCUCACUUAUAGAAUGAAAGAUACAAAAAUCUUGCCAAAAAAUAGGGAAGAAAUGUGUUUUGACUUUUAUCUUUGGCUUUACACGAAUGAAACUGAUAACUCCGGAGUCCAAUUCUCAAUUGUGACCAAUGGAUUCGAAUACAUUUUGCCAAUUAAAAUAGAAUUGAACGAAUCAACUAUAAGACAUAUAUAUUCGGCCAUAGAAUCAUCCGCAGAUCUCAUUGCUUAUGUUUGUUUAUUUACUCCUGUUAUUUGCCUUAUUUUCAAGUUAAUUUUGUACAUUGCCUUCAUUUUAGAGAAGAAGAGUAAGUUUGACAAGUUAAAUAGAGCUAUCAAGCAUUAUUCUGUCGCCAAUUUUAGACAAAAAUUCACUCAGAAAGAUGAAGAAGAAAAACAUAUAUUUAAUCCUUAUUCUUAUACUAAAAAUAGACUAGAUAAGCCAGCAUCAGGAACAGCUUGCUCCAACAUGGAAAAAGUACUAAUGAAAUGA